Messenger RNA from Heterostelium album PN500, 2850 nucleotides. RefSeq lists its product as uncharacterized. Bases 1 to 2850 code for a protein of 949 amino acids. Lineage: Eukaryota; Evosea; Eumycetozoa; Acytosteliales; Acytosteliaceae. The record is from RefSeq and is a predicted model, not a curated record. The transcript has 4 exons.
AUGGAUAGUUCAACAGAUAGAUUAGAAGAUGUUAUAAACGAUAGUUUCAAUGAGUUAAAUAGUGGAUUACUAUCGAAAAAAGAGAUUAUUGGUGUGCUAUUGGUAGAUAGUUUUCAACAGCAGUUGUAUCCACAACGAAAGGAUAUCAAAAAAGAGAUUGUAGAGUUUCUAAGUACGACAUUCACAUCGCUAUCGAUUUCACACAGUUCAUUGAAUUAUCUGAUACUGAACAACAACAAUCAUCAGACAAGCACACUAGGAAGUAAAGUAACAAGUAGCACAAACUCACCUACACUCCUAUCACAUAACAAUAGUUUUAAUACAUUAUCUCAAUUUUCACUUGAUAACAAUAAUACUACUCAAGAUAAUAAUAGUAUUAGUAAUAAUAAUAGUUUAGAAAAUAAUAAUAAUAAUAAUGAAAAUAGUAGUUUACAACAAAAGAAAAUAAAGAUAUAUGAUGAAUUUCUACCAAGAUCAGUUAAUAAAACAUUGAGAAGUGAUAUUGAAUUCAUAUUGGAUCACAAUCAUCACGAUGAAAUGAUAAAGUUUCACAAGAGAAUAACCGGUGCAGAGACAUCGAAAGAAAAGAGUCAACACUUUCAAGCAUUCCACUUAAAACUUGUCAAUUCAAAUUUGGUAUUACCAUCGAAAUACUCACAUCUCAUCACAUCAAAUAACUAUGCAAUAACAUUAUAUCAAUGUGUUGAAUAUUAUAUAUUUCAAAAUAUAUUUCAUAAUAUAUUCCCAAUUUGUUAUGAUAAAGAUGUAGAAUUAUCGAAAAGAAUAGAAUCACUAUCGUUCAUUGAACCUUCACACUUGGGUCUUACAACUGAUUUAAACCAACUUGGAAAUGCAUUGAAAUAUGUAAAUAAAUUGAAUUCAUAUCAAACACCUUUGGAAAAGAAGAGAUGUAUAUCAAAGAUGUUGAUACAGCUGAUAUCGGUGGGUGGAGAAGACUAUCUGUUGCCAAUGGUGAUCUAUCUACUGUUAAAGUCGAAUCCUCAUAAUCUAUGGUCAACCAAUAAUCUUUUGGAGUUGUAUUCUAUCGGUGUUCCCGACGGUCAAGAUAGCAUCUAUGAUUCAUUCGUCACCACAUUCUCGAUAGCGAUACAAAUGAUAGAGAAACUAGAUCACACUCAUCUUUCAAUCGAUAGGAAUCUAUUCUAUCAAAAGUUACAACAAAAUAAUAGUUUAAUAAUUGAAUCAACUGUUUUACCAACAACUACAAAUAUAUCAACAACAACAACAGCAACAAAUUCUACCUCUUUGGAUGUACAACAAUUAACAUUAGUAGAUACCUCUGUUGUUAAUAGUAAAAUAGAGGAUGUUCAACAAUUAAAACAAGAAAUGAAGAAAGAAAAACAAUUAGAAGAGGUUGAUAAACAACAGAUGGAUAUCAAUCAGUUGGAGAGUAUAAAGGUGUUUAGACAGAUGAAUAGACGGUCUAAUAUGGUAGAGAUUCUGUUGGAACAAUUGAAUGCAACAGAGGUAGAGGAAUUGAUGUUGAAAUUCAUAACGACAGCUCUCAUCAGUCAGAAUUACUAUUCGUCGAUUCGUAGCUCGCUGAAGCGAUUCUUUAUCGAAUUCCUCGGUGUCAAAGAGAACAACUUUUGUGUGACAGAGAUGGAGAUUAUCGGUUCGCUGCAAGACAGUAACGAUCAAUCGUCGCUCGUAGUGCUACCACAUACCAACUCGAAUGGCAAAGCACUGAAAGCCGCCAAGAUUGCAGGUGCCGCUGUCACUGGCGCCGUCAUUGUCGGUCUGACCGGCGGGUUGGCCGCGCCAUUUGUUGGCUCGGUUCUCUCGGCGAUCGGUGCCGGUGGACUGGUGACCGGUCUGACAACUACGACCGGGCUGAGUGGCGCCACCAUGCUGAGUGUCAUCUUUGGUGCUGCCGGUGCAAAGGUGUCGGCCGACAAGAUGAUCUCGGUCACCUCUGAUCUUCAGGACUACUGUAUACACAAAGUUAAAUCACAGACAUCGCUACACGCCAUCGUCUACAUCGAUGGAUUCACAGCGCAGCCCGACGACACCACCCCUGCCAAAGACUCACUGAAAUCCUGGGAGAAUGUAGUACGUCGGGCGACCGACGAGUACGGUGACAUCUUUCUCGUCGAGUACGAAAAGAAGAACAAACAGAAGCUACAAUCAAUCAUUGCAGAGUAUCAAAAGACACUAGUACAAACACUAUUUAAAUCGGCUGCAACCAAUAUUAUUUCACAGAGUUUAGCGCAUGCACUUAUACCGUUAUCAAUAUUGAAAGUGGCUGAUGUUCUAGAUAAUCCUUGGUCAAUGCUUAAGGAUCGUUCAGAGAAGGCUGGAAAGAUAUUGGCCCAACAGAUUAUCGAUGGUAAUUUCGGAAAGCGACCACUCACUCUUGUCGGAACUGGUAUGGGUGCGAGAAUGGUAUUCUAUUGUCUUGAGGAAUUAGAUAGACUAUCGAAAGCCAACAACAAUCUAGAUAUGUGUGCAUCAUACAUUGAAAUGGUUGUAUUCAUUGGUGCACCAAUUCCAAAUAAUCAUAAAAGAUGGAUAAAUAUUUUGAAUGUUGUUAGUGGUAGAGUUGUUAAUUGUUAUUCUGCAAAGGAUGUGGUAUUGAAAUAUGUAUGUAGGUCAGCACAUUGUUUGAGUGACGGUUUGUUCCCGGUGUCUGGAGUAUCGCCGGUGCAUAUCGCAUCGUCACCGCUGAUCAUCGAGAAUGUCGAUGUAUCCAACAUCGUAAAGACACAUCUAGACUAUGAGAAGGAAGCUGUCAUCACCAAGAUCAUUGAAUACGUUGGAAUCAACAAGGUAUCCUAUUGUCCACCUAAAAUACCUCCAAUAUUCAGUGGUAUAGUUUACAAUCUCUAA